Molecule: messenger RNA, 1603 nt
Organism: Etheostoma cragini (Arkansas darter)
Lineage: Eukaryota; Metazoa; Chordata; Actinopteri; Perciformes; Percidae
Product: clumping factor A-like
Exons: 10
Coding region: 83-1510 (475 amino acids)
Source: RefSeq, a predicted model, not a curated record
UGUUUUGUUGCUGCUUGUUGCCAUUGCAGCAGUUUGUCUCUCAGCUCCAGUCCUAGAUAGAAGUGCAGCGCUGUUGGAUCACAUGACCAACGCUGCCACUGAGAGCCCAAGAUCUGAUGAACAGACUCAAGCUGCUGCUCCCGUGAGCCAAGAGACUCAAGAUGUUGCUGACAGCGGCGCGUCUGAUGAAGAUUCAGCGGCAACAGCUCAAGCCCAAGAUUCCCAGGACGAUUCUGCUAAAAGUGACGAGAAGUUAAUCACUGACAAUGACUCUGGGACGGACUCUGACUCUAAGACAGAGACUGACAAUGACUCUGAGGAAGACUUAAUAAAACCAGAUGAUAGCAUCAGCAAGGACGAUGACAGCCAGGAGGUGGGGGGGGAAGAGAUAGGGAGUGAGGAGCAAGCAGAGGAGAAGGAAGUGAAGGAAGAGGGAGAUACUUCUGAUGCUAAGACUGAUUCUGAGGACAAGUCUGAUGCUAAGACUGAUGCUAAGACAGAUUCUGAGGAGUCUGAUGCUAAGACAGAUUCUGAGGAGUCUGAUGCUAAGACAGAUUCUGAGGAGUCUGAUGCUAAGACUGAUGCUAAGACAGAUUCUGAGGAGUCUGAUGCUAAGACUGAUGCUAAGACUGAUUCUGAGGAGUCUGAUGCUAAGACCGAUGCUAAGUCUGAUUCUGAGGUCGAGUCUGAUUCUAAAACUGAUUCCGAGGACAAGUUUGAUGCCAAGACUGAUGCUAAGACUGAUUCUGAAGAGGAGUCUGAUGCUAAGACUGAUUCCAAGGAGGAGUCAGAUGCUAAGUCUGAUGCUAAGUCUGAUGCUGAGGACAAGUUUGAUGCUGAGACUGAUUCUGAGGAAGAGACUGAUGCUAAGACUGAUUCUGAGGACAAGUUUGAUGUCAAGACUGAUGCUAAGACUGAUUCUGAGGAAGAGUUUGAUGCCAAGACUGAUGCUAAGACUGAUUCUGAGGACGAGUUUGAUGUCAAGACUGAUGCUAAGACUGAUUCUGAGGAAGACUUUGAUACCCAGACUGAUUCUAAGACUGAUUCUGAGGAAGAGACAGAUUCUGAUGAUCAGGCUGACAUACUAAAACCAGAUGAUAGCAUUAGUAGCCAGACGGAGGGGGGUGAGGCAGGGAGUGAGGAACCAGCAGAGGAAGGGGAGGGUGAGGUAGAGGGAGCUGACUCAGAUGCUGACAUGUCAGAGGAGGAGGGGGAAGAUAAGGAGGAGAGAGGUAAAACAGAUCUUGAAAUGUUAGAUGAUGACAGCAUAACUCUGAGUGACAAAAACAGUCAGACUGAUGGUAAAAACAGCAAACCUGGUCCUGGACAUGAGGACACCAAUGGCACACAGGACUCUGAGGAGCUGAUUCAGGACGACUCUGAAAUCUCAGACACUGUGGAACCAAAGGAGAAGAGUCCAGAAACUCCCAUCUCCACUGAAGUGCCGUUUGCCGAUCAACCAGACACACCGGACGACUCCACCUCCACCACCGCAAAGGCCUUGAAUUAGCCGCUGACCUCUGACCUGUGGAAGCCUACUGCAGGUACAUCAACACUGCGUCUGUGUCUCAAACCUAAGAUAAUAACCCCCUAACCCUCUCCC